ACUAAAAUGGCGGCGUCCACAAUGAUUCGCUGUCGGGGCCUGCUGCAGAGAUCGUUCGAUAGCUCAAAAUUUAUAAGCUCAAGCUAUGUAUCAGGAAGGAGCGUUUCGCAGGUUCCGAUUGGGUUCAUUGGGCUGGGGAACAUGGGCCAAAACAUGGCCAAGAACCUCAUUGCAAAAGGACACCGCCUGGUGGUGUACGACAUCUUUCCGGAGGCCACGGAGGAGCUGGCCAAGCACGGGGCUGUCCCCGUGGGCAGUCCAGCCGAGAUGGCCGACCAAUGCGACCGAAUCAUCACCAUGCUGCCGUCCAGCCCCCAUGUGAGAGAAGUCUACACCGGCGACAAGGGCAUCAUAUCAAAGGUACAGACAGGGUCACUUUUGAUCGACAGCAGCACUAUCGAUCCUUCGGUGUCACAAGAGAUGGCGAAACUGGUUGAAGCAAAGGGAGCGACUUUCAUUGAUGCUCCCGUAUCAGGUGGUGUGAAUGCAGCCAAGGCUGGGACACUUACAUUCAUGGUUGGGGGGAAAGAAGCUGAAGCCCAAGCUGCAAAAGAGAUUCUGCUCUGCAUGGGCAAAAAUGUGAUACACUGCGGAGGGGUUGGCUGUGGCCAAGCAGCCAAGAUCUGCAACAACAUGAUGCUGGCCAUCUCUAUGAUAGGCAAUGCUGAGACCAUGAACCUAGGAAUAAGGCUUGGGCUGGACCCCAAUGUACUGAAUGGCGUCCUGAAUGUUAGCUCUGGAAAAACGUGGCCCAGCGAAGUGUACAGCCCCGUGCCUGGUGUGAUGGAAAAUGUCCCUUCAAGCAGUCAGUAUGAAGGAGGCUUUGGUGCAGCCCUCAUGACCAAGGAUCUCGGACUGGCUCAAACAGCAGCUACACAGACAAGCUCACCGACACCUCUGGGCUCUCUUGCUCACCAAAUUUACCGUGUUCUCCUGAGCAAUGGACUAGGGAAAAAGGACUUCUCCGUCGUUUAUCAGCUCCUUCAAGGCAACCCUAGCAAGUGAACAAAAAACUGUCAAGAGAACAAAGUUGAUAAAAUGUUCUGUGGAGGUGUCAUUUAUUUGGCUGAUAGGUGGGAAUAAACAGUUGGAUAACUCCUAGUACUACUGUCCCUAGUUUUGGAGCAUUUUAUUUUAAUAAAAAAAUUAACGGAUGUAAGAACGUUUUGCAUGAGAGUUUUCCAUUACCGACAUUCCCCGCUUUCAGGUGUAUAAUAAAAGUUUGUUAUUAAA
Messenger RNA from Ixodes scapularis (black-legged tick), 1233 nucleotides. Its product is annotated as 3-hydroxyisobutyrate dehydrogenase, mitochondrial. The record is from RefSeq and is a predicted model, not a curated record. Bases 7 to 1005 code for a protein of 332 amino acids. Gene Ontology annotation, biological process: L-valine catabolic process. Gene Ontology annotation, molecular function: 3-hydroxyisobutyrate dehydrogenase activity; NADP binding; NAD binding. The transcript has 6 exons. Gene Ontology annotation, cellular component: mitochondrion. Lineage: Eukaryota; Metazoa; Arthropoda; Arachnida; Ixodida; Ixodidae.